AUGGGGGGAAUUGUGGUGAUUGUGCUGGUGAUGGUGGUUGCAGUCGAGAUGACACUGCUGAUGAUAGUGAUGACAGGCUGUGGUGUUGAUGGGUUUAAUGGUGAUAAUAAAGAUUAUAGUGGUGGUGCUAGUAGCAUGAAUGCUGAACCCUACAGAAUCUUGAAGGGCACUGAGUACGUUGUCGGAAGGAAAAACUGUGGCAUUCUAAUUGAAAACGAUCAGUCAGUCAGCCGGAAUCAUGCUGUGUUAACUGCUAACUUCUCGGUAACCCACCUGAGUCAAUCAGAUGAAAUCCCUAUAUUGACAGUAAAAGAUAAUUCUAAGUAUGGUACCUUUGUUAAUGAGGAAAUAAUGCAGAGCCUUACCCGAACUUUGAAUACAGGAGAUAGAGUUACUUUUGGAGUGUUUGAAAGUAAAUUCAGAGUAGAGUAUGAGCCUUUGGUUGCAUGCUCUUCUUGCUUAGAUGUCGCUGGGAAAACCGCUUUAAAUCAAGCAGUAUUGCAACUUGGAGGACUUACUGUAAACAACUGGACCGAAGGAUGCACUCACCUUGUCAUGGUAUCAGUUGAAGUUACCAUUAAAACAAUAUGUGCACUCAUUUGUGGACGUCCGAUUAUAAAGCCGGAAUAUUUUACUGAAUUUCUUAAAGCAGUUCAGUCCAAUAGACAGUUUCCACCACUUGAAAGUUUUUACCCACCUAUUGAUGAACCAGCUAUUGGGAGUGAAAAUAUUGACCUGUCAGAACGACAGGAAAGAAAACAGAUCUUCAAAGGGAAAACAUUUGUAUUCCUGAAUGCCAAACAGCAUAAAAAAUUGAGUUCAGCAGUUGUUUUUGGAGGAGGAAACACUAGGUUGAUAACAGAAGAAAAUGAAGAAGAAAAUAGUUUCUUUUCAGCUCCUGGAACUUGUGUUGUUGAUAUAGGAAUAACAAAUUCACAGGCCUUUGUUUCUGACUCUCAGAAAAAAUGGGUUCAUUCAAUUAUGGAUAUGCUCCAAAGGUACAGACUUACUCUUUAUUAGUAAAAAAAUG
Hipposideros armiger (great roundleaf bat) is the source of this 1030-nucleotide messenger RNA. RefSeq names its product nibrin-like. NCBI's taxonomy places the organism in Eukaryota, Metazoa, Chordata, Mammalia, Chiroptera, Hipposideridae. Gene Ontology annotation, biological process: mitotic G2 DNA damage checkpoint signaling; double-strand break repair via homologous recombination. Gene Ontology annotation, cellular component: Mre11 complex. Gene Ontology annotation, molecular function: damaged DNA binding; protein binding. The record is from RefSeq and is a predicted model, not a curated record.